Messenger RNA from Gamsiella multidivaricata, 436 nucleotides. RefSeq lists its product as uncharacterized. Gene Ontology annotation, cellular component: membrane. Gene Ontology annotation, molecular function: ATPase-coupled transmembrane transporter activity. The record is from RefSeq and is a predicted model, not a curated record. The coding region runs from base 32 to 436 and encodes 134 amino acids. The transcript is spliced from 2 exons. Gene Ontology annotation, biological process: transmembrane transport. Lineage: Eukaryota; Fungi; Mortierellomycota; Mortierellomycetes; Mortierellales; Mortierellaceae.
CUUUGACUUCCUUGACGUAUUCACCGGGUACAUGAAUGAAGUCCGCAUGGUCCAUAGCGUACUAGAACUUGGCGUCAUCGCCCUCAAGACUGUGCAGAAUGCGAUCGUUCUCCUCGGAAUACUUCAUGAAUUACUCGGUAUUAGAGAGGGGAGCAGUGAAGCCAGUGCAGAGUGGGAGGCUAUCAAGAAGACGUUGUUAGCGACGACAUUUGGGAUUGUGAUAUUGAUGGCGGUCAAGGAGUGGAAGGGUUUGUUGGCCCUGAGGUUCUUCCAAAUCAUAGAGGCCGCUGGAGGCUCCAUCUCCAUCGAUGGCGUCGACAUCUCACAGGACCCUUUCCUCUUUGGAGACUCUAUCCGCUCGAACUUGGACCCAUUUGGGCGUCAUAACGACACUGAACUCUGGGCUGCUUUGGAAUCUGCUUCGCUAAAGUCCUAG